Octodon degus (degu) is the source of this 1386-nucleotide messenger RNA. RefSeq names its product signal sequence receptor subunit 1 (gene Ssr1). The record is from RefSeq and is a predicted model, not a curated record. Lineage: Eukaryota; Metazoa; Chordata; Mammalia; Rodentia; Octodontidae. Gene Ontology annotation, cellular component: endoplasmic reticulum; endoplasmic reticulum membrane. Bases 105 to 1001 code for a protein of 298 amino acids. The transcript is spliced from 10 exons.
CCUCCGCCUUUCGGGGCCCGGAUGAAGAGUAACGCCAUUAAGACCGGAGCUGCCGGGGGCACUCGCGGACGCAGAGUGGGGCUGGGCUCGCGAGCUGCCGCGCCAUGAGGCUCCUCCCUCGCUUGCUUCUGCUUCUCUUGCUGGUGUUCCCAGCCACCGUCCUGCUCCGCGGAGGCCCGGGAGGCUCAUUAGCUGUGGCUCAAGAUCUUACAGAGGAUGAAGAAACAGUGGAAGAUUCAAUAAUUGAAGAUGAAGAUGAGGAAGCUGAAGUAGAAGAAGACGAACCCACAGAUUUGGCAGAAGAUAAAGAAGAAGAAGAUGUAUCUGGUGAACCUGAAGCGUCACCAAGCGCAGAUACAACUAUCCUAUUUGUAAAAGGAGAAGAUUUUCCAGCAAAUAAUAUUGUGAAGUUCUUGGUAGGCUUUACGAACAAGGGUACAGAAGAUUUUAUUGUUGAGUCCCUAGAUGCCUCGUUCCGCUAUCCUCAGGACUACCAGUUCUACAUCCAGAAUUUCACGGCUCUUCCUCUGAACACCAUCGUGCCACCCCAAAGACAGGCUACUUUUGAGUACUCCUUCAUUCCUGCAGAGCCCAUGGGUGGACGGCCCUUUGGUCUGGUCAUCAACUUGAACUACAAGGAUUUGAAUGGCAAUGUAUUCCAGGAUGCUGUCUUCAAUCAGACUGUUACCGUCAUUGAAAGAGAGGACGGGUUAGAUGGAGAGACGAUCUUUAUGUAUAUGUUCCUUGCUGGUCUUGGGCUUCUCCUAAUUGUUGGCCUUCAUCAACUCCUGGAAUCCAGAAAGCGUAAGAGACCCAUCCAGAAGGUGGAGACGGGGACGUCAAGCCAGAACGAUGUGGACAUGAGCUGGAUCCCUCAGGAGACCUUGAAUCAGAUCAUGCAGAGUAGAAGAGACAAAGCUUCUCCACGAAGGGUGCCCCGGAAGCGGGCGCAGAAGCGGUCGGCGGGAUCUGACGAGCGCAGGAAGAGGGAGACGCACUGAUGGCCCCACUGCCUCUGGAAGGCCCUGCACCCGUCCCUGGGUCCCCAGGCCAGUCCUGCCUUCUGCACUGCGAGGCUGCUGUGGAGCCUUGGACAGCACCAGCGGGUCACUGCUGGGGUGGCAGAGGAGGAGGAACAGCUGCUGGGUCUGGAAGGAAGUCAGGCCCUGCUGUGGACUGGGGACUCCUGGGGCCGCAGACGCUUGCCCUGGAGAGCAAGGCCUUCAGGCCCUGGAGAGCAAGGCCUUCAGGCCCGAGCCAGGAGGCGGUCUGGCCUCAAGGUGCUGCCUGAAGGCACAGGCUCAGCCUCCUGGGCCUUUCCUUGUGUGUGUGUGUUGGGGGGGGGGAUGCCGCCUGUGCUGCACCCAUUGGGCUGAAAUAAACUGG